AUGACACGUGACGAUUCGCUGUCAACGAUGCGGGCUGUGUUCUACGCUGGCCACAACGCCUUCCGCCAGAAGGUCGCAAAAGGUGAAAAAGUGGCCGAUAUCGAGUACAAUAACUCUCCCUCGUCUGAUGUCAGGAAUGCCCAGUUAAUAAAAGCUGCUAAUUGGAUGUAUGAGUUGGCAGAAGUGGUGGACGAAUGGACCAAAGAGUACGACUCAAGGACACGACUUAUGCACCCAUAUGCACCUUAUAUGGGAUGUGCCUAUAGGCACCCGGCGGGACCUGAUGGAAAGAGCCUUUGGUUCAAACUAGCCUGCGUCUACACGAAGUGA
This is a messenger RNA of Cooperia oncophora, 330 nucleotides long. NCBI's taxonomy places the organism in Eukaryota, Metazoa, Nematoda, Chromadorea, Rhabditida, Trichostrongylidae. The record is from the annotation of a GenBank genome assembly.